Carcharodon carcharias (great white shark) is the source of this 1890-nucleotide messenger RNA. Its product is annotated as sperm acrosome membrane-associated protein 4-like. Gene Ontology annotation, molecular function: transmembrane receptor protein serine/threonine kinase activity. Gene Ontology annotation, cellular component: membrane. The transcript has 3 exons. NCBI's taxonomy places the organism in Eukaryota, Metazoa, Chordata, Chondrichthyes, Lamniformes, Lamnidae. The coding region runs from base 146 to 499 and encodes 117 amino acids. The record is from RefSeq and is a predicted model, not a curated record.
GCUGACACCCAGCUUUCACAGUGAACCCUGCUCUGAAGAGGAGACUGUGACAUACACGCAACAGCUGGUCUGAUCCUAAACUUUCCAACAAAACAAAUCCUUCAUCCGAAAGAUUUUAUUUUUGUUCUUUGAGUUGGUUGAGAAGAUGAAGCUCCUGUUUUUAGCUACAUUCCUGGCUUAUUUCAUCGUUCCAGCUACUGGCCUGAAGUGUUUCCAAUGCGGCUUAAGCACUUCCAUCUGCUUGUCCAAAGCCACAUGUGAUGCCGAUGAGCAGUGCUUCUCGAGGAACAGUACUACACUGGGAAUCACAGUCUUCUCGUCUGGAUGCAUAUCCACUAGCAAGUGCGGGAAGGAGGUUACCAACACCCUCGCAGGAGUGAGCUACAAGAUGUCCACCUCCUGCUGCAAUUACGAUUACUGCAAUGGGGCUGCCGCUGUCAAGCUCUCGCUAGUGGUUGCUUCCAUCGUGGCUCUACCCUGGUUCACCAGCUUCCUGUAGACCAUGUCCUGGUCCUGAAGCCAGUUCCUCAUGGUGAUCUGUAUUAAUGCUAUCGCUGCGCGUGGGUUCCUGCUGAAUUUCCUUCUUUUCCUCCCUCGAUUUAAGGCUGUAGUUGAAGUGUGCAAAGUAAGCUGAGCAGAAGCAACUUGGACUUGGAGAACUAUGAUUAAAGGACCCGGCCGGUGUAUUUCGCCAGUUCCUCAAUUGCCUGUCGGCAUCUCGGUUUUAUAAAUUCUCUUGUUUUUAAACUUCAAAGUCGGAAAAAAAUCUAGCCAGCUCCCUUUUAAUAAAAAUCACAUUUUGUGAGAAAUGGUUUCAGUUUUAAACCCCAACUCCCAACACCCCGGGCUGAUUUUUAAAACCAAAAUAUAUUCUUGCUUUUAAACUUCUAACAGAUAAUGAUUAAGACCAAUUGACAAACCAAUCGCAUCUUGCAAUAGGAAGUUUUGGCUAAGCCCCUGAUGUUCUCCACAAUGCUAGGAGCGCUUUGUACAGAUGAUAAAAAAGCCCACAUUCUGUCCCCUGGGAGAGAGAUGCCCUUUAACAAAUGCAAUUAAAAUGCUUUAGGUACUCUCAAAAGAAAUCAUUUUAAGCCCCCGAUGCUGUCUUUUCCUAAGAUAGCGCUACCUUUAAAAAAAAAUUGUGGACUGUUUGUGGGCAGUACACAAAAUAGCCCCUUUUGGAACAGAAGCAGGCCAUUAGGUCCACCAAACACCUGCUAUCAAUAGCAGAGAUUUAAAGAUUCCCCGACACCCACCCCCCCACCCCCCCCACCCACCACCACCACCCUUAUGGUUUGAACUCGAAGCAUUGCGGCUUGCUCCCCUCUCUCUUUCAAAAGCCUGCCCUGUGGAACUAAAAGCAGAGCCUUGCACUUGCCUUUAUUUUUAAGCCCUGACCUUUAGUCGGCAAAGGGGGUUUUACAGGGGGAGGGCCCAAAAGGGUGGGGGGGGUGCAUUUUCAAACAAGCAGGUACAGGGUGGGAAUUAACAGCCCCGUCUAGGGGAGGGGUGAGGGCAGCAGCUCAAAGUCCCAGCGACUUUGGCAGGGCUGUAAAAUCCCGCCAGCAGGAGGGGCUGUAAAAUUCCACCCACGGACGCACCUGUCCCCUUCAAUGACUCGCUGCUUUAGCGUUUCUUUGUCUUUGUUUGCUUUACCCGCCCGCGAAAUGUUGCAGAUCCGAACGUGUUAGGAUAUUAAGAAAAAAUGGUCAUUUUUUAAAAGUAAAUUCAGUAUAAUGUGCGUUGUUGGGGAUGUCUCAUACCAGGGGGCACACAUUCUGUGAACAGUUCCUCAUGACAGUAGCAGUCUGUAUCACGCUGAUGUGGUUAUAUUUUUUCUUGUGUAAAAAAAAAAUGAUAAACGACGCUAUUAAAAGAUUCCCAAACUAA